ACCCCGGGCACACCACUCAGCGUGAUAAGUAUUAUGCUAUUAGAGUCUUCGAACAACCCACAAAGAGCCUGGGGUAAAUGGGCACAUGUUGGCUUGAUUGGCGUAAAACCUUCCCAGAUGUCUCCCGUACUACCCGCGACUACUCUGGGGACCCUUCCUGAUAGUGCAUGCUAACUCUGUCAGUUUUGGUCCGUUUUACUCUGUUGCUUUUGGAGAAGGUACCUGACCUUCUCAGCUUCACCCCCUUAUAUAUCCUGCGAACUGCCUCCGGUCGAACGGACGGCAGCGACGUAUACAGUGUUAUGGACAUGUCUUCAUGAACUCCAUUUAACUAGUAAGAUGGCAACUCCACCCAUUUUCCCCCAUGACGCCUGGGGCAAAGGCUGGGGCCGCAGGUACCUGUUAGGAAUAAUUCUACCAAGUUACAGCUUGUUCGGAGCACUAUAGCUCCUCCCGUAGCCUUCCGAUCAAAGUGCAAACAAGUGUCCGUCUAUCGCCAUUGCAUAACAAACAAUUCUAACAUUUUCCAAAAUUCUUCCAAGAACGUUUCCGACGGAAGGUAGGGUAAUAGUGUCCCAAAUGUAGUGUAAGUAUGUCCAUGGUGACACGAAACCGGUCUCCAUGGUAGGGUAACGUGACUUCCUUAGACCGCGUAAACUCACCCCGCCUUCUGUCCUAUCCUUAGGCCAGAGCGGACAUUGUCACAUUACUACCACUACUUGGGUAUACUAUUUUCUUAAGCGCCUUCUGUCCUUAGAGAGAUCCUAACCAUCAGAUAUCCCGCGGAUAUGCGUCUGCAUAUCCGCCUCACCUACCAUCUGACCUCUUGGUCUUAUCUAUAGCCAUAGACAUAGGUUACCAUAGCUCUAUAACGUCAGGUGGUUACAGUCUCGGGACGUCACAUUACCCUUCCAUGGUGACCAGUUUCAUGUCACUAUGGACAUACAUACCCUACAUUUAGGACACUAUUACCCUACCUUUCAUCCGAAAUGUUCUCAGAGGACUUGCGGGAAAUGUUA
This is a messenger RNA of Tuber aestivum (summer truffle), 1019 nucleotides long. Lineage: Eukaryota; Fungi; Ascomycota; Pezizomycetes; Pezizales; Tuberaceae. The record is from the annotation of a GenBank genome assembly.